This is a messenger RNA of Symbiodinium sp. CCMP2456, 1302 nucleotides long. The record is from the annotation of a GenBank genome assembly. NCBI's taxonomy places the organism in Eukaryota, Dinophyceae, Suessiales, Symbiodiniaceae.
GUCCCAGAUGAAGAUGACAUCGAGGAAGAGGACAUUCCGGAGGGUGGAGAUUUCAGCGAAGACAACCUCGAGGGCUCCAGCUCAAUGUACGACCCGGAGGUUCGCCGAAGAGAGAUGGAGAAGGAGGAGCAACAGCGAGAAGAGGAGGAGCGUCUGCGCAGAGAACAGGAGGAAGCCGAACAGGCACGCAGGCAAAAGGAGAUAGACGAAGCAAACCGCCGGCUGGCCGCAGAAAGAAAGCGCAAGCUGGAGGAGGAGAGGAAGCGCGAAGAGGAGGAGGCCUUCAGAAGGAAGCAGCAGGAGGAGCUUCAGCGUGAGCGGACGAGGAGAGCAGAGGAGCAACGUAAAGAGCUCGCGGAGGAGGCGGAGAGGAAGAGGGAGGAAGAGCGUCGGAAGGCAGAGGAGCAAGAGACCGGAAGGAGGGAGGAAGAGCGAAGGAAAGCCGAAGAGGAGACCAGGAGGAGAGAGGAGGAGCAGCGCAAGAAACACGAGGAGGAGAGCAGGAGGAGGGAGGAGGAACGCAGGCAAGCCGAAGAGGAGACCCGACGGAGGGAGGAGGAACGGAAGAAGGCCGAAGAGGAGACCAAACAGAGAGAAGAAGAGGAGCGAAGGAAGGCCGAGGAGGAGACAAAGAAAAGAGAAGAGAAGGAGGAGGCAGAGCGCCGGAAGGCUGAAGAAGAGCUCCUGCAGAAGAGGGAGGAGGCCAUGCGAGUCGUACAUUCCCAGGUUCAGCAGGCCGUGACAUCCGAGGAACCGGAGGAGCUCCGAAACCAGGAGGCAAGGCAGAUGGAAGCCCAAGUCCAAGAGCUGCAGCCUGACAGGCCGAAGCAGCCCGAUAUGGAAGGACUAGAGCCCGAAGUGCCCAGAAGCACCCAGGAGAGCCCAGCAAAGGACUCUGACUUUGCCAGCUCUUUGACAGCCGCAGGCCGUAGACCGCGGCGCUUCUCCGGGGCCUGGAUUCAGACGGAGCUGGACGCCGCAGCUGGGCACCCGGAAGACAAGGGAGAGAAGGCAGCGCAGGCAUCUCCGUCGCCAGAGGAGAGCCGAUGCCAUCAGACGGGGCCUUCGGGGCAGACGGAGCUUCGUUCGCGAGGUCCGUGCGCUGCCAACGUUUGGUCUUCGCCGAAGUCGCAAUGGGACGAGCAGAGGACUUCGUCCACGACUGCAGGGGACCGGAGCUAUCGAACCGGCUGGUCGUCCAGAUGGGAGCAUGCCGACACGGCCAGCGAAUGGCAGGAUCGGGGCGAUUGGCGUGGGGCUUGGUGGCACCGCGACUGGCAUCUUCAGCGCGAUGAGGAGGAG